CCGCCCGUUUCUCAGCAUUAUCACACAAUUUCCCAUUAGCAUACGCCACUUCUGCUCGAUUCCCAAUCCUCCGAUCAUCAUCUUCAUCUAAUGGCUGAGCACCAACAGCAAUCCCAGCGUCCGGACCUGCAACCUCGGUCCCAUCAAGUCGUGAAGGCAGCCACCGCGGCCACUGCCGGAGGGUCCCUCCUUGUCCUCUCCGGCUUGAUCCUAGCCGGUACGGUCAUUGCCUUGACCGUGGCCACCCCACUGUUUGUGAUAUUCAGUCCGGUUCUCGUCCCGGCGGUCAUCGCGGCGGCCCUUAUUAUCCUUGGGUUCUUGGCGUCCGGCGGCUUCGGUGUAGCGGCGGUGACCGUUUUGUCAUGGAUAUACAGGUACGUUACAGGAAGGCAACCACCCGGCGCGGAACAAAUCGACCAGGCACGCAUGAAGCUGGCGAGUAAGGCUCGAGAGAUGAAGGACAGGGCCGAGCAAUUUGGACAGCAGCAUGUCUCUGGUGCACAGGGUUCUUAAGCUGUAACGUACGUAGUACCAUAUAAGAUGCAUCGAUCUCGUGAUGAUCUCUCCCUCCUCCUCCUCCUCCUCCUCCAACUCCAAGUGAUGGAAGCUGCUGCACGUACUAGAAGGUUUCAUUGGUUGUCGUUAAUUUCUCGUACUUAUAAUUCUGUAGCUUUUUGAGUGUGAUGGAAGCUGCUGCAUGUACUAGAAGGUUUCAUUGGUUGUCGUUAAUUUCUCGUACUUAUAAUUCUGUAGCUUUUUGAGUACUUUUAUGCAUGGCGUCUGUAUCACUGUCGAUGUAAUAAGUUAAAACACUUAUGAAGUGAACUUGAAUUCCCAUAA
This is a messenger RNA of Carya illinoinensis, 840 nucleotides long. Its product is annotated as oleosin 1-like. Gene Ontology annotation, biological process: lipid storage; sexual reproduction. The transcript has a single exon. The record is from RefSeq and is a predicted model, not a curated record. Bases 91 to 513 code for a protein of 140 amino acids. Gene Ontology annotation, cellular component: extracellular region; monolayer-surrounded lipid storage body; membrane. NCBI's taxonomy places the organism in Eukaryota, Viridiplantae, Streptophyta, Magnoliopsida, Fagales, Juglandaceae.